Molecule: messenger RNA, 2376 nt
Organism: Malassezia vespertilionis
Lineage: Eukaryota; Fungi; Basidiomycota; Malasseziomycetes; Malasseziales; Malasseziaceae
Gene: GCD6
Product: translation initiation factor eIF-2B epsilon subunit, GEF
Exons: 1
Coding region: 1-2376 (791 amino acids)
Biological process (GO): biosynthetic process
Cellular component (GO): eukaryotic translation initiation factor 2B complex
Molecular function (GO): translation initiation factor activity; translation initiation factor binding; guanyl-nucleotide exchange factor activity
Source: RefSeq, a predicted model, not a curated record
AUGGGCCAAGAUGAGAUGGCGCAGGAAGACCCGCUGCAAGCGGUGGUGCUGUGCGAUGCUUUCAAUGAGCGGUUCAUGCCGUUGACGCUGGAUAUACCACGGUGCUUGAUGCCAAUUUGCAGUGUGCCGAUGAUUGAGUGGACGCUCGAGUCGCUUGCUAAGGCGGGCGUGCACGAAGUCUUUUUCCUCGCGACGUGGCACACGAGUCAGAUUCGUGCUUACCUUGAGGAUAUGCACCCCAACCUACUGAAACCAAGCGCGGCGCGUGGUGCGGUGGCCAACACGUCGACACUGACAAAAAUAACGCUGAUUGCCGUGCCCGAGGCACACUCUGUCGGUGACGCGAUGCGCGAAUUGGACGCGCACCAAGUGAUCAAGGGCGAUUUUAUCCUCAUGCAGGCAGAUGCGAUCGGGAACAUGAAUUUAGCCGAGGUAGUGACUGCGCACAAGCAGCGGCGCCAGGCAGACCGCAGUACCAUUAUGACGAUCUGCACGAUGCCGUCCAAAAACGGCCGACGUGCGCGGCGCUUCGGCGACUUGUCUGUCUUUGCCGUUUCGCCGCUUUCAUCGCAGCUGAUGCACUACGCAUCUGUGCCUGCGGUGCCACGCAAGCAGCUGCUCAAGCUGCCGCUGGAGCUGUUCGAGGACGCAAACACGCUGGGACUGUGCGGAAAAGGCAGCGAGAUUGAUGUGCGCAAUGAUCUAGUAGAUUGCGGCGUGGAUAUCUGCUCUAUCGAUGUUCCUCCUCUGUUCACGGAAAACUUUGACUAUCAAACUUUGCGCCGCGAUUACGUGCAGGGGAUAUUAACCUCGGACCUGCUCGAGGCCAAGAUCUUUGUGCACAUUGCGCCGCCAGCCGACGCGACUUCCACAUCUUCCGGUGCUCCCUGGGAUCAAUCGUCUGGUGGGCUGCUUGGCACACAGACGUAUGGCGACGGAUACAUGCUGCGUGCGUCGGAUCCCGCAGGCUACGACGCGGUGAACCGCGAUAUCAUUACAGGCUGGGUCUAUCCCUACACACCCCGCCUUGGAAUGCCCAACGGGGAGUCGUACACUACCUCGCGCAGCAUGCGCUACGUGGGCGACAGCGUAGACUUUCCCAAGUCAGCGGAGAUUGCGCUGCGUACUGUGCUGGGCGCAGGCACAAAGGUGGGCGAGUACGCCAAAGUGAGCACGUCGAUUCUUGGCAAGCGCGUCACGAUCGGGAAUGGAAGCACGAUAGAAGGGUCUUACUUGUGGGACGACGUGCAAAUCGGCGCGAACUGCAAUGUCCAAGGCGCGAUUUUGGGCUAUGGUGUCCGCAUUCUUGACCACGUCCACAUCGCGAAAGGCGCUGUGAUUGCGAAUGGAUGCACUGUCGGCCCCGACGUAGCGCUCGUUGAAAAUGCGCGCGUCUCCCUGCAUGCGUACCGCACGAUGGAGGAGGACUUUGACGAGAAACCGAGUGCGGAAGAGAGCACCGUGGCUGGCCCGGACGCUGCACUGGGUGCGCAAGCGCAAGGCUAUCUUUGGCCGCGCCUCGGCACCAGCGGCCGCAUUGCGAGCGACGAGCAGGACAGCGACGAGGACGACGAGGACGAGCUUGACGAGCUAGAGCGUCCCGAGAACGCCAAGUACUAUGUGAUGCAGGCAGAUAUGCAUGACCUUGUUUUGUCAGACGACGCGUCGGAUCUGUCGUCCAUCGAUGCCGACUCGGAGCCCGACAUGGUGAUGGACGAUUCGGACUCGUACGAUUCGGACGACUCAGACCUUUCCUCUCCGCGGUCCGGGUAUGGCAGCAUCUCGCUUACACUCGCGCCCGGCUCUGAUUCGCAGACCCAGAGUGAGAAGCAAGAGACGCAGGAGCGACUGAACGAGUUCCGCGCCGAGGCAGAGGCGUCGCUCGAGCGCUCUUUUGCCGAGCAUCACGCGCCGGAGAAUGCGGCCAUCGAGCUCAAGACGUUGCGCAUGGCCAGCAACGUGUCGCCCAGCGAAGUGCGCCGCACCGUGAUUGCUUUUGUGCUGGGCCACUGCAAUGUGGACGAGGCGAAAGAAACGGCUGACUUGCUGGACCAUUGGGGUCCGCUGAUCCAUGAAAUGGCGCAGGACGACCAAAUCGAGGCGCUCGCAUUGAUGCAGUCUUACUGUGCACUGCACCUGCCGAAAAUGCGUCUCUUUUUGCCGCUUCUGAAAAAAGUAUACAAUGACGAAAUUGUGAGCGAUGAAGCUAUUUUACAGUGGUGGCGCGAUCCAAGGAGCCGGCGCCUUGCCUACGAUUCCGAGGGAAAGAAUGCCAUAAGCGCACAGCAAAUUGUUUUGGAGCUGCGCAAGCGUGCAGAGCCUGUUGUGCGGCACAUUGUAGAGUCCGCCGAGUCUUCUGAGGAGGAGAGCGAGUAG